UUGUUCUUAGUUUUUUACGUUUGAUUUAAGGUGGAUAACAGUGACGGACAUGGCGUUUUAUUAAUAAUCUUUGCUUAGUUCACUUAUAAAUCGUGAACGCGGAAGGAUUAAAAAACGGUCUCGUUGUAGGUGAAUCCGACAGGCCGUGAAAGCAUCAGCGUUCCAACGAGCGGAGGCUAUUUUCUCCUCCUAUCAGCGCCAUUGUGUGGCGGAGUCUCGGGGAAUGAGGACCGAUUGUUUUUCUGUUGCCGACGGGACUGUUUAAAUACCCCCUCAUGUUUCUCUGUGGACCUCCGGCAGAUGUAGUUCUGAUAUAUGUUCUGUAAAGGUGCAAAGCGGAAGUUGGAAGAGGAUGAAGAGGGCCUGGAAGGCAAAGCGCUGGAGGCGUCGGUGGCGGGAGCGGGGGUAGGCGUUGCCUCGGAGGGUCUUUCCAAGGUGUCCUACACCCUUCAGAGACAGACCAUCUUCAACAUCUCCCUGAUGAAGCUCUACAGCCAGCGUCCGCUUGGCGAGCCCAGCCUGGAGCGCCGCGUCCUCAUCAACAAUAUGCUCCGCCGCAUACAGGAUGAGCUCAAGCAGGAGGGCUCUCUGCGGCCGCUGUUCCUGCCGCCCUCGCCACCGCCUGAUGACCCCAUGGACGAGGGGUUCCGCGAGGCGCCGCCGUCUUUCGGCAUCCUGUCCCAACCAUCCGCGCUGUUGAUGCCGGUGAUUCCUCCACCACCUUCGCCCCACCCGAUGGUGCCUCCCAACUGCCCGGCGCCCCAGCGCUUGGAAGGCUGCGCCGCGCCCCUGGACGCCUGCCUCACUCCGGCCUCGCUACUAGAAGAGGAUGGUGGGGAUUCGGCAUUCUGCGCACCGUCUCCACCCACUCCUCCUCUGUCUCCGCCCCCACUCGCUCCGUCGUCAGCGCUAAUGAGCAAAUUGUCCUCUAGCGUGACUGUCCUAUCAAACGACGGUUUCUCAUCCUCUCCGAGUGACAUGGAGUUGGCUCCUCCCAUCGCCAUUACACGGACGGCAGCCGCUAAUACUAUGACCAUAACUACCUCCCCCGCUCCAUCCCCUUUCUCAUCACCCACAGGCUCCACCAGAGACUGCAGGACAAUGGGUGCUAAGCCAGAGGCAGCUGCUGUUUUCCUGCCCGCACAUUCCCCUGCUAGCUUGGAAGACAUUUCCCCCUCGCCUUCGUCCCCUUCUUCUUCGGGUUUCCUCUCAGACUUGGCGCUGGACGACGUCCUGUUCGCCGAUAUUGACACGUCCAUGUACGACUUUGACCCUUGUACCACAGCGGGGGCUGUAGGUGCCACAGCUGGCGGCGGCGGUCUCGCCAAGCUUUCGCCAGUGGUGAACGCCGACGACCUCCUCAAAACUCUGGUGUCACCGUACAGCGGCUCCGCCCCCCAGGUUUCAGCCAAUCAGCCUUUUAAAAUUGAUCUGACAGAACUGGACCACAUCAUGGAGGUGCUGGUGGGGUCGUGAUUCAGCGACACCCUCACCUCCACCUGCAAAACUUUUUAUUAACCUGGAGAAACGGACUGGAUGGAAAAAUUUGGGAUUGCUUUUGUUUUUAUCUCUUUAAAAGACUUUUUCUUCUAAGGUCGGUAAUUGUAAACAUCGAAGGUGAUGUCAACUAGUACUACUAUGACAACUACUACUUCUACACAACACUGUUCAUGCACUGUGCUCGCCUUUCUAGGUGUGGAAGUGAAGUAAUGAGGAAGCAAAGCAUACAUGCCGCAAAAACAUGAAAGUAUUUUUUGUCUAGUUUCUUUUGCAAAUAUUUUAGUAUACUUGAAAUGAGACAAAACUAACUCACAAGUAACUUUUCUCCAAGAUAAGAGCUUGUUUUAAGUAAAUAAUUCCUCAAUAUUGAUUAAAAAGUACUAGUUCCAUUGGCAGAUUAUUAUAAAAAGACAUUUUCCAUGUUGGAAGUAGUAUAAUCUGCCAGUGGAACUUUUUCUUUUUCAAAAACCUGGCCACUACUGUGCCGUUACCUAGCAACCCUAGCCGAGCCCAGCCCCGUUACCUAGCAACCCAGUGCAUUUGGUCAGCUGGAAACCACUUGCCGCAUUCUUUUUAAAAUUGUUCAGGCUUUUCUUCUGCUUUUCAAAGAUGUAUGGUUGUAAAAUUGUGCAUCUUUUCGAAGCUGUUUUCACUUGUGAUUGUAAACGUUGAGUUGGGGGUGUGGCCAGCAGCAGCUUAUUUGGAUUUAAAGUGACAGAGCCCUAAAACAGCUCAUUGUGAAAGGAGCUAAAGUAAACAGAACUAACCAGAUCGAAGAAUAAUUUUGUGAAAAAAUGUUAAUAUGUUUUGUAUAUUCCAUAAAUCUAUCCUAACCAUUCAAGGAAACAUAAUGAGGCACUUUUAGGGGAUUAUUUACUUAAAUCAAGCUCCUAUAUCUUGGUGCAUAGUCACGUUACAAUUUUAUUUCAAGUGUACCAAGAUAUUUGCACUAUGAACUACACUAAAAAUGGUAAGAUUUUGUGAUUUUGUAGUGCACAGAAUUUUGUAUAUCUGUACUUGUGAGGAACUUUAUAAAUGUCCUUUCUAGUCCUUUACCUGAAGCUAAGCCUUAACCCUUAAGAGUAACUGUAAAUAUUUCUAUUUUUAAUCCUUGUGGUGAUAUACACUCCUCACAGGUACAGAAAUACAAAACAAGCAUUUACAUACACACACUGUAAUUAUGGCUUUUAGCAGCUGAGUGCCUUUCAAAUGACCACUUAUUCAGUUCCUGGUUUUUACAGUAUUUUUUAUCCGCUCUUCUCACUUUAACAGCCCAUUGAGGGUCACACGAUGUUUUUAAUUUAUUAUAUUGUAUUAAAUUUUGUUGAGGUAAUUUUACAUGAUGAAAUGAUGAUUAUUUAAUCUUUAUCUUAUUACAGAUACAAUGUUUUAAUUGUAAAGCAAGCAUUUAAGGAGGGAUACAUUGUUUUAUUGGUGUCUAUGGGGUGCCAAACGUGACAAGAUGUAGUAAAUAAAUAAUCUGGUAAAUUAUUUUAUAUUCAGUAGGGCUGAAAUGAUUAAUUGGAUUAAUCACGAUGAAUACAAACUCAAAAAAGGCUAAUUGCUGAAAAAAACAUUCUCAGAUGAAUAAAUAAGCCAAAAAACAAACCCUUUUUUUAUUUAAGAUUUAAGAAACCUGUUUUUCUGUAAAUAUGCUCUAGCUAGAACUCCUCAAGUAGCUAGUUCAAGUUCAGUAAAAUAAAAAAAUUAAGACAGGCUUUUAAGCACCUUUUUUUCCUCUAAUUAUUAAUCGGUUAAUCCAAAAAUAAACAGAUAAGCCCAUUACUGUUUAGAUGUUAUAUUGAGCAGAAAGGGCUGAGAUUUUCAUACAUUGAUUCUAGAAAUAUGUUUUAGCUGCAGAUUUGUCGUUUGCUACAAAUGAUCCAUGUAUUUUAUUGCAUUUUAGGCAAUAAAAUGUUGAUUUAACAGAAUAGUUUGCUUAUUUGAAUCGUCUAAUAUUAUAUAAAAAAGCUUAAGUAGUUAAAUGAAAAUCUGCAGAAUGUGCCAGUUUUUUUCUUCAAUCAAUUUUGCAGCCAUGAUGUAAAUAAAUGUAACCAUAAUUGUUGAAAUUGGUUUAUUUUAUUAAAUACAUAAAAUCCAAAAGGUUGCAAUAAUAUGUAAUUAUGUCAGUGUACUUUAGUCCAGUGUAGACCAAAAGGUGCUGGGCAAUAAGUUUAUUUUUUAUUUAUCACAUUUUGGCACAUUUGGACCUCCAUAGAUUUCCGCAUUAGCCUGGCUCUGCAAUAAUGCUUUAGGAGUAGCUCUAAAACACAUCACCAGGUUGUUGUUUAAACCUUUUACUAGAAGGGAGUGUCUGUUUGUGUACACAUGAUGUCUACGAAUCCAAUGCCAGGCUUCCUGUUUUGUGUGUUUUUUAAAUGUUACUUUUUUGGCCCCUCCGCCCCUCCGCCCCUCUGCUCGUCUCCCCACCUUAUACACAGUCAUAAAACAACUACUGGUUGUUGUUUUACAUGAGCUCGGUUAAGUGAGCCAGUUAUCACAAACCAGUUGCAGAGGUAUUCAAAUGAGCUGCACACACUGGAAACACUGGUUUACACUCAAAGAAAUAAGCAGAUCUCUCCCCAGUCCCAGUUGGACGUAGAUAUUCUGGAAAAGCUCCAAAGUUGAUGCAUUUAUAUUUUAUUUUUUGGCAGAAAACAGAUUAUAGUUUGGUAACAGCAGGGCUUACAGUAUUACUCACACUCCCUGUUUCUACUGGGUUUCUAGGUGAUGUUCACACCUGUUACUACAUGUGUUAGUAAUAGGUAGCCUUAAAUGCUAGCUAGCAAACAGUCCUGCUAUGUCUCAAAUAGACCCAAUACUAGCGGGAGAGCUAAAACUAUCACAAAUAUUUUUUUAUUGAGAUUUUCAUUGAAGUGGGAAACCAAAACCACACCUGAUAUUUCAGCCACGCACUGUGGUGCAUUAAAACUACGUUUGUCACAAAUCCUUAUAAAUUUAACUAUAAUCUAUUAAAUUAAAAAAUUUUUUACAUUUGUUUAAAAUUCAGAAUGUCAGAAGCAGCAUUUCUGAACACUUUUGGCUCUUUUCCUCUACGUGGAACAACCCAAAAAGUUUUCACUCCAGGUAGCGCCACCUUUUACUGACCUGUAAACUAUGACAAUGCAUCCGAAGGCAACAAAAACAACAAAGCAAUCUAUCCUGGGCAUUUUCUCUGUUUUAGCUGAAAGCUUAAAUCGUUGCAGGGCAUGAAGGGCGCAACUGGUGGCAGAGGCAGCUUAGAAAACGGGCAUUUUGUAGAAACACCAGUCUGGUUUUGAAUGAUGCCUUUCAACUGAGAUUUAAUAAUCUGCCUUUCAAAACUGUCCACUUAUAUCUGAAUCUCACAGGAUUAAUUAAUUACGCCGCAGUGCCAGUGUACAGCCAGUAGAUGGUGCUGCAUAGUUUGAUGCUAUCCAAAAUGGAUUGCUGUCGAAACUUUUUGUUUUGACUACUACUUAAAUGUAAUUAACAUUAUAGGGGGCGCUGUGGAGCAAAUUUUCGCAGUUUCAGAGAUUCUUUAAGCCCUUCAAACUUCAAAUUUUCAGAAUGACAACAAUAAUAACUUUAAAUAUCACCAGACUGUUACACCGCCUUUUGUGCUAAUGAUAGCUUCUGAAAAAGAACGUUUAAAACGAGAGUUUUGCAGCCAACUGCUGCCAAUAAAACCUCCGUUCAUGCAAAAAGGUGACAGAAGAAUAUCAUCUAACCCAGCGCUGCAAAAACACAAAAUCUUACCAAGUAUUUUUGGUCCAAUGUCUAGUGCAAAAAUCUUAGUACACUUGAUAUAAGAGAACAUAGAAGUAACUUUUCAUAAACUUGUUUUAAGUAAAUUCCUUAAAAUUAACAAAACUUAUAACGACAUUUUUCCUAUACUAUAAGUAAAACUAGUACUUUUUAAUAAAUAUUAACUCAUGUUCCUGUAUUUUGCUGAAAUGUUAUUUAUAAGUUAGUUUUGUGUCAAUUCAAGUGUAUUAAGAUGUUUUCACUAAAAACUAGAUAAAUUAUUGGGAAGGUUUUGUGUUUUUGCUGUGUCUUUCAAAGCAAAAUUUAAAACAAUAAAUUUUUCCAUCAGAAAUUACCUUUAAAAAUUUUUCAUUCAUUAUAAAAUAUAGGUUAAAAUAAUUUAGCGCAAUUACAAAUUUAUGAAGCUAGCAAGCUGCAAAAGAUGUUGAGAACUCAAACUAAAAUUAGAAAGUUUGAAUGAAUGAAAUAAUUAUUAAACUGAAUUAAAGUGAGAAGAAAACAUUGUAAAAGUCCUUUUUUGUAGCAUUGUCAGUAGAUGCUAAUGCUGUUUGGGAAGUACAAAGCUAGCAAAGCAGUGAAUAAAAACAACAAUGUGAAGCUACCUGAAAUUGAAAACCUCGUCAAUCUGAGCUGUACCAUGUAAGGGAACUGUGCCAAUCAGAGGGAGGGUUCAAAAGACAUUUAAGAGAUUUAUUUUAUCUUAAAAUAAUUAUCAGACAUCUGGAGAAGCCCUUGUAUCCAGAGGAGUUUCAGAGUAAUGGAGAGUGGUGUAAAUUUUGGGUUCCCUGGCAGAGUAUUUGCUCAGAUGUGAGUCGAGCGCCACGUUAUGCUGUUUGCAGACGACUGUGUCUUGUUUCUUUGUGUGUUUAAAUUUUUUUUUGGAGUGCUUUUGUUUAAUUUCCAUUGAAAUUAUUUAUUCAUCUUGGGGUUUUUUGUCUUUUCUGUGUAAAUAUAUUUAUUUUUGAUGUGACGUGGACACAUGGAUUGUAAAUGUGUGUACAGAAUGUGUGUUAGGAAUGUACUUUUAGAUAGGAAUGUAUCAGAGUGUGAAAACUGGGUGGAAGCCAUUUUUUUAUAUACAUAGGUUGUUAUUUUCUCUUGGUUUGUUGCGUUCUGGAUUUUAUUUUUUUCUCCUGGUGGGGUGUCCACAACUUUUUAUAUCUUUUGUACUUUUUGUUUUUGUUCAUCAUUUUCCGGUUGAAGGCAAACAGUUCACAUUCAUGCAGCAAUAUUUAAAGAAAACAGUCUCAAACCUACAGAUGUCAAGACUCCAAAGCCUGUCAUGGAUGCUUUCAUGCCAAAAGUAAUGUACAUAGUAUGACCAACAUUCAAGCUCCUAAGACUUUUCAAUCAGUGUUUGUCACCAAAUCGGUUUCAUUGCGUCCAAGCGUGCGGCGGAUUCCCUCAACACGGGCUGUAACCUACAGACCUCAGCGCUGUGCCUUUUUCUAUGCAACAAAACAAACACAGAGAGAAAUUAUCAGCUGAUCACUGUAUCGGUGGGUCUGUAGAAAAUAAAAUGCUCAGCUUCACAGCUGUUUAUGAACUGAAAACGGUCUUACUUUUGUAGUUUUAUAUAUAUAAAUAUAUAUAUAAAUAUACAAUAAAGUGUAAAAAGUAU
Gambusia affinis (western mosquitofish) is the source of this 6868-nucleotide messenger RNA. RefSeq names its product SERTA domain containing 2b (gene sertad2b). Gene Ontology annotation, molecular function: transcription regulator activity. The record is from RefSeq and is a predicted model, not a curated record. The transcript is spliced from 2 exons. Gene Ontology annotation, cellular component: nucleus. Lineage: Eukaryota; Metazoa; Chordata; Actinopteri; Cyprinodontiformes; Poeciliidae. The coding region runs from base 316 to 1476 and encodes 386 amino acids.